AUGGCCGGUGCACGCAACCUGCUCGACGAUUUGUCGGCCGAGCGCACGCAUCCACCGUUGCAGGCACCGUCCACCGUGCAGGCCCCUCCUUUCCCGCAGACAAUGCCGACGACCAUGCCAUAUCCUUCGACACAGCAGGCUCCCUGCUGCUUCAUUAACAUCGAGGAGGAGCCUUUGUUCACUCAGGAGCUCACACAAGCCGCAACUGCACAAGCUCGAGCUCGCCGGGUAAGCAAAAGAACCAGCAACUACACGGAGAAGGAGGACAAGGUGCUCGUCGAAGGAUGGUUGACCAUCGGGCAAGAUGCAUUGACGGGUGCCGAGCAGAAGGGGACCGCAUUCUGGCGCCGGAUCUAUGAUUAUUUCCAUGAACAUCACAAAUAUGGACUGGAGCCAUUUGAGAGCGACCGCAGCGAGACAUCGCUCCAAAAGAGGUGGGGAGCAAUUCAAACGGAAUGCAACAAGUUUCAGGCGACGUAUGAUCACGUGAGGCGGAUCCCCGUUAGUGGCAUGGGUGUGAAGGACUUGGCGUGGCAAGCUUUGGAAUGGUACAAAAGCAACAAUGGAGAAAAGACCUUUGCCUUCCCUCAUUGUUGGAAGGAACUCCAAGGCACCCCCAAGUUCCAGGAGGGGUACGACGGGUACAUGGCGACCUUGACUGGCAACAAGACCGCCAAAGAUCCCAUGGUCAUUGACCUUGAUGGUGGCCAGCCUUGCGGUAGCUCCGCUUCUCGUGCAAGUCGUCCACGCGGCCACAAGGCAACCAAAGCCGACAUGAAGCGUGAUGCUUCGUCCAUGCUAUUGUUUGGCACUUUGAAGGAGUUGCAUGCCGACAGAGAGGUGUCCACGGACAAGAGGGAUGAGAGGAGGCGCCGGGAGAAAGAUGAGGACAUGAAGAACUACUUAGAUGUCCAAAAGAAGAAGCUUGAGAUUGAAGAGGUCAAGGGGGUCCAGGGCGUGCUCGAGAUGGUGGCGCUGCGCGUGGCCAGUGGCGUCUGCGGGCGUGCACACGUGCGACGUCAUCGGCAUGGCGUCGCCGUCCUGGGCGCACGCGUUCUGGCGAUGGUCGGCGUUCUCCUCAACGAUGGCGUGCCUAGGCUGAGGUAG
Lolium perenne is the source of this 1107-nucleotide messenger RNA. The record is from RefSeq and is a predicted model, not a curated record. NCBI's taxonomy places the organism in Eukaryota, Viridiplantae, Streptophyta, Magnoliopsida, Poales, Poaceae.